Dichomitus squalens LYAD-421 SS1 is the source of this 1702-nucleotide messenger RNA. RefSeq lists its product as uncharacterized. The transcript has 6 exons. Lineage: Eukaryota; Fungi; Basidiomycota; Agaricomycetes; Polyporales; Polyporaceae. The record is from RefSeq and is a predicted model, not a curated record. Bases 602 to 1702 code for a protein of 366 amino acids.
AGAGUGCCCGACCAGACGCGUGUUUCGGACAUCAUCCCACACCGCAAACAAUCUAUUUGCACAGGAAUAAGUCCCGCAGUGGCUCCAAAUGAAACGCCGAUGAUUUCCAAGUGGCGGGGCCCGGUACACAACUCAGACUGCACGUUGAGCGUCCACUGCCUCCAUCCCCGAGACGGCAAUUUGAAACCGGGACGAAGCCGCCCAUAGACGCGGAGGCACAACGGACCGGGCAUUAUCAAUACCUGGAGCAACAUCGCUAGCUGCUGGUUCCACCGAUUUGCGUCAUAUCCGAUGUCUAGAACCAAGGGUGACUGUCUACCCUCAAGUGCACUAUAUCGUGUCUUGGAAGAGGAAACACUCGGGUAGGGUAGCAUAAGUACUCUGAUGGCGGAUCACAUUGAUGCGACACGCAUAUGAAACUCUGGCCGUGUCGUAAACGCGUGCUGAUGGCCUCCUGUGGAUCCACGACGAAGGGUUCAUUUUCAUUAUUGGCCGGAAGGUCGGCCUCGGGGUAUCAGCCUUGGGUCAUUGCGCAUAUAAGGAGACCAUUUUCUUGGAGACGUCCCAAUCCUGAACCUUCCUUCCAGGACUCUUCGUGACAAUGCUCCGCUCGUUGAUCUUCGCCUUGUCUAUCGUUUUUGCUUUGGUCUCUUCUUGCUCUGCAGGCCUUGUUACUCCGCGGGUUGCCUCUCCCUUCGAUGGACAGUACAUUGUUGUGAACUCUCAAAACAACGCUACGGAAUGGUGGUGGGUUCAGGUCGGCGCUCCUGCAAAGGAUGGAGAGUCUCCUCCUAGCUUCCAUGCCACCUUCUACCAAGGAUAUCCCAUUUCGGUUUUACGUGAAGCGUCAGGAGGGAACAGCGCUCCCGAAAACUACAUCGUGAUAAACGGUGCUUUCCCCAAUGGCACCGUUUUCGCCUAUAAUCUCGUCGCGUCCGCGUCAUCCGUCACCUACUCCGGAAACGCUGUGCACGGCUCCUGGCCCGGUGCGGGCUCGUUUGACAACUCGGCCGACCUCUCCACGUUCACCGUCACACUCGACUCUCCCAGCGUUAAGGGUACGAUCACCAUCAAUAGCAAUGCCCCACACCACUACGGCUGCAACACGACCACGGACCCCGCGAACGAGGACGAGUUCUACACGAAGCUCGGCUGGGCGACCUCGCAACCAGGCGGCGCCGCGUCCGUCUCGGUCGUGCUCGACGGCACGCCGUUCGAGUUUGACGGCCAGGGCUACCACGACGCGAACUGGAUGACGCAGCCGAUCGACGCGUUCAUGGACAACUGGUACUUCGUGAAUGCGCAGGUCGGGCCGUACGACCUCUCCUCGGUCUGGUCGCACAUCACCGGCUCGACGCGCGAGUUCACCACGGGCUUCCUCCAGGCCGACGGCGUCAUCCUCCAGAACCAGUGCUCGGUCGAGGGCGCGAAGGCGGACGACUUCUCGAAGCUCACGCCGUGGGGCCUCAAGUACGACGAGCCUAGCGGUGUGAACGUGUUCGAGGGCUUUAUCCUCGAAUACACCCUCGCGAACGGGGACCUGUACCGGUUCAUCCUUACCGGCCAGAGCCUGGUGCUUGACCAGCCCAUCUACCAUCGCUGGGUCGGCUCUGCUGUCGGUGGCAUGGUUGGCGGAGAGCAGUAUGAGGGCACCACGAUGUACGACUGGCUCAAUCCCAGCCUCACUCCAUACAACGGAUGA